This is a messenger RNA of Benincasa hispida (wax gourd), 1812 nucleotides long. It is a transcript of the gene IQD6, whose product is annotated as IQ-domain 6. The record is from RefSeq and is a predicted model, not a curated record. Gene Ontology annotation, molecular function: protein binding. Lineage: Eukaryota; Viridiplantae; Streptophyta; Magnoliopsida; Cucurbitales; Cucurbitaceae.
UUGAAAUUCAAAUGCGAAGCGUUCGUUGGUUAUCGAUGAAUCUCACUUCAAUACUCCACUUUCCCUCAAAACUAAACUAAACCCAUCUCUCUCUCUCCCCACCACCCACAAAGUUUUUAAAUUUUUGGAUUUCAGUUGUUAGAGUGCAACAUUUUCCCCCUAAUACCCAAAAAGCCUGGAAAUUUUCUCUUUUUUUCUGUCCUUAAGACACCACUGCUUCUAAAGUUUUGACUAUUUGAUCUCCAUCAUUUUUGGCUUUCAUUUAAUACUCAUUGCUCUGUUUCCUCUCUGAUUUGAUGGGGGGUUCUGCGAAAUGGAUGAAGGUUUUCAUAGGACAGAAGAAGUCUGAAAAGGAAGACAAUGAGAAGUUGGGUAAUACUAAAACUAAGAAAUGGAGGCUAUGGAGAAGCCCAUCAGGGGAUUUGAGCUCUGCUUGGAAAGGUUAUAAAGGGGGACAUAAAGCAGCUUCUGAAGGCUCUGAUUCUCCUAGAGCGGCUGAUUCUUUUACGGCCGCCGUCGCCACUGUCCUCCGUGCUCCGCCGAGGAAUUUUAAGGCUGUCCGCCAAGAAUGGGCUGCAAUUAGGAUUCAAACUGCAUUUCGUGGUUUCUUGUCUAGGAGGGCUCUUAGGGCCUUGAAGGGAGUGGUGAGGCUUCAAGCUCUGGUGAGGGGUCGUUUGGUGAGGAAGCAGGCAGCUGUUACACUGAGGUGCAUGCAGGCUCUGGUUCGAGUCCAAGCUCGAGUCAGGGCACGUCGUGUGAGGAUGUCAGUCGAGGGGCAGGCUGUGCAGCAAUUGCUUAACGUACAUCGCAGCAAGGCUGAUCUCUUGAAGCAAGCUGAGGAAGGUUGGUGUGAUAGCAAAGGGACAUUGGAAGAUAUCAAAUCUAAGUUACAAAUGAGGCAAGAUGGAGCAUUUAAGAGGGAGAGAGCAAUUGCUUACUCUCUUGUUCAAAAGCAAUUGAAGGCAACACCAAACUCAACUUCACGAACAAAUGCUUCAAUUUACGCCCUUAAGAGUUACGAGUUCGACAAGAACAAUUGGGGAUGGAGUUGGUUGGAGAGAUGGAUGGCAGCGAAGCCAUGGGAGACGAGGUUGAUGGAACAAUCCCGCACAGAAUCAUUUGAGGUCACUCCGCCUUCAAAGAGCUGUAUCGAGUCUGUUGUGUCUAAACAUUCCAAAGGUUCUGAACCAAGUUUAGUGAAAGUCAGGAAGAACAAUGUAUCAACUAGGAUUUCUGCUAAACCUCCCUCAAGUGGGCAAACUCGUUCUUGUUCUAGCCCAAGUUCUGAUUUCUGGUAUGAUGAAAGUUCUGCUUCAUCUUCAAUCUGUACGUCGACAACUCCCGCGUCGGGGCAUGCUUUCUCAACCGCUGAAAGAACAGAGAAUGGCAGUUACAGUAGGCCGAGUUACAUGAACCUUACAGAGUCAACAAAGGCGAAACAAAAAACAAAUAGUCACUUAUCACACCGAGUUCAAAGGCAGUCCAUGGAUGAGUAUCAAUUCCUUCAGAAGUCAGCAGCUUUCUCAAAUGGGGAUUCUAAGAGCAGUGCUGGCUCUGAUUCAUCAGUCAAUCCCUUUAAGCCAUUGAUGCUGCCAACACGAUUGGAUAAGAAUGGAACAAAGUUAAGAUCAUGAGCAAUUACACAGAGGCUCGCUUAAUCAAAUCAGCUUUGAGAUUGAAACAUGUUUCUGGUAAUUCUAGAAGAGUUCUGCACCGCCUUAUUUCUUAAUUCCUGCCAUCCAAAUUGUGUAUCAUUCGAAAGAGUUGAUAUUUGUUUCAUGUCCAAUGGAGAAUGGCUCGUUCUUUGUAUUA